AUGGCAGCCCAGUACGCAAAGAACCAGCCUAGCGGCUAUGACAACACCAUCUCCCGAGUCGCCAUUGUGGGUGCCGGUGGACAGGUUGGACAGCUAAUGGUCCAAGAACUUCUUAAAACGGGCAAGCACACCGUCACUGCCAUCUCGCGCAUAGGUAGCCAAACCGUGUUACCCAAGGGAGUAGAGGUUGCUGCAGUCGACUAUGAUAGUGAAGAAUCACUUGUCAAAGCUUUGACUGGACAACAAUUCCUCAUCAUCUCUCUUGCCCUCCAGGCGCCACCCGACACCCAGGCCAAGCUUGUCAACGCGGCAGGCAAAGCUGGAGUGUCCUGGAUUAUGCCCAACGGAUACGGUAAUGAUCCUACCAAUGAAUCCAUCAUUACCGACAGUCUUACCAAGAAGAGUCUUCAUGACGGUAUCAAGCUUGUGGAGGAUAAUGGAGUGUCGUCUUGGGUCAUGAUGGUCAGCCAAUUUUGGUAUGAAUACUCACUUACCGUGGGUGAGAUGGCCUGGGGCUUCGACUUUAACAAGAAGAAAGUUACCUUCUUUGACGAUGGAGAAACCAAGAUUAAUACAACCACAUGGCAGCAGUGUGGCAGGGCCGCGGCGGCACUGGUCAGCCUCAAAGUUCUGCCUGAGGACGAGAACGACAAGUCCAUGACCCUCUCCCACUGGCGCAAUAAGCCACUUUUCAUUGCGUCGUUCUUGAUUUCCCAGAGAGACAUGUUGAACAGCGUGGAGCGCGUCAUGGGCACCACUGAUGCAGACUGGGAGAUUAGCUACGAGCCGUCCAAGGCGCGCUGGGAGCGCGGACGCAAGGCCAUGAGCCCCAGUGACAGAACAGGCUUUGUAACCCAGCUCUAUGCGCGCGGACACUUUCCCAAUGGUGAUGCCAACCUAGAAAAGAUGCACGGUCUAGCCAGUGAUAUUUUGGGGCUUCCAAAGGAAGACUUGGAUGAAGCGACGAAGCGCGCCGUGGAUAUGUGGAAGUCGGGCUACAAUGCAUUUGGUAGAAAGUACUAGGUUUAGAUAAGGCGUGGUGAUGAUGC
Molecule: messenger RNA, 1049 nt
Organism: [Torrubiella] hemipterigena
Lineage: Eukaryota; Fungi; Ascomycota; Sordariomycetes; Hypocreales; Clavicipitaceae
Source: the annotation of a GenBank genome assembly